AUGACCAUUGAGCAGGAGAACUUGAUUUUCCAGGAGCAGGAGUUGGCUGAGAGGGAUUCCCAAAGGAAGGGAAAGGCAACUGCUGAGAGCAGUGAAAGGACAGAUGAUAUGGGUGGGUCCUGGAAGAGGCGCAGGACUCAUCAACAGGUGCCAGCUAGGGAAGCAGAUGCACCUGUUAGGGCUGCACCUGUGGGACAGGUGGGACCGCUGAGGUGUUUCAAUUGCGGCGAGAUGGGUCAUACUGCCAGGGGUUGCACGAGGCCGAAGAAUGUAAUAUGCUUUAGAUGUGGCCAGGCAGGGCAUUACUCCAGGGAUUGUGUCCAGGCACAAGGUGGAGGACAAGGGAAUCAACAGAGGCAACUACCUCAGGGAAAUGCGAGGGUGUUUGCUGUUGGUCAGCAAGGUGCUAGGGAAGAAGUCACAGAGUCUUUGUUGGGUAGUGUACGUGGAUGA
Messenger RNA from Rosa chinensis, 453 nucleotides. Its product is annotated as cold shock protein 1-like. The record is from RefSeq and is a predicted model, not a curated record. Gene Ontology annotation, cellular component: cytoplasm. The transcript is spliced from 2 exons. Gene Ontology annotation, biological process: positive regulation of cytoplasmic translation. The coding region runs from base 1 to 453 and encodes 150 amino acids. NCBI's taxonomy places the organism in Eukaryota, Viridiplantae, Streptophyta, Magnoliopsida, Rosales, Rosaceae. Gene Ontology annotation, molecular function: translation regulator activity; single-stranded RNA binding; mRNA binding.